Messenger RNA from Sciurus carolinensis (gray squirrel), 1937 nucleotides. RefSeq names its product keratin 24 (gene Krt24). The record is from RefSeq and is a predicted model, not a curated record. The transcript has 8 exons. Gene Ontology annotation, molecular function: structural molecule activity. The coding region runs from base 172 to 1698 and encodes 508 amino acids. NCBI's taxonomy places the organism in Eukaryota, Metazoa, Chordata, Mammalia, Rodentia, Sciuridae.
AAAGAAAUUAUCCAAUUAUGGAUUAGCAAAACUGUAACAGGAAUUAAGAAGUGACAAAGAAAAGGAACACCCUGGAAAAGUGUGUAUAUAAGAGGGGAGAAGACAGACUCCACAGACUCUUCCCCCAACCUCUCGUAUUCACUGGGACAAGCUAAACUUUGCAGGAGCAACAUGUCUUGUUCUUCUCGCAUCUCCUCCUCCAGGGCUGGUAGCAGCAGGGUGUCCACGGGCAGAAGCAGCGUCAGCAGUGGAAGCAGAUGUGGUCUUGGGGGCAGCUCUGCCAGAGUCUUCCAAGAAGGAGCUGGCAACUGUGGCCUGAGUGGGGGAUCUAGCAGUGGCUUUGGAGGUGGCUUUGCAGGAGGCUUUGGUAGCUGCUCAGUAGGGGGUGGUUUGGGAGCAGCCUUGGGCUCUGGGACUGGUUUUGGUGGGGGCUCUAGAUUCGGCAGCGGUGCUGGUAGAGGGUUCUACAGCCAUGGAGGUAGUAUGGGAGGUUGCCUGAGCGGUGGCGUUGGUGAUGGGGGGCUUUUCUCUGGAGGUGAAAAGCAAACUAUGCAGAACCUCAAUGACCGCCUGGCCAAUUACCUAGACAAGGUCAGAGCCCUGGAGGAGGCCAACACUGAUCUAGAGAAUAAAAUCAAGGAGUGGUAUGACAAAUUUGGGCCUGGGUCUGGAAAUGAUGGUUCUGGAAGAGACUACAGCAAAUACUAUCCAAUAAUUGAAGAUCUCAGGAACCAGAUCAUCACUGCCACUGUUGAAAAUGCUGGGACCAUUUUGCAGAUUGACAAUGCUAGACUGGCUGCUGACGACUUCAGACUGAAGUAUGAAAACGAGCUGUGUCUCCGGCAGAGCGUGGAGGCAGACAUCAAUGGCCUGCGGAAAGUCCUGGACGACCUGACCAUGACCCGCUCUGAUCUGGAGAUGCAGAUUGAGAGUCUCACUGAGGAGCUGGCCUACCUGAAGAAGAGUCACGAGGAGGAAAUGAAGAGCAUACAAGGAAGUUCUGGAGGGGACGUGACUGUGGAAAUGAAUGCUGCCCCAGGAACUGACCUGACCAAAUUAUUGAAUGACAUGAGGGCACAGUAUGAGGAGCUGGCUGAGCAGAACCGCCGGGAGGCAGAGGAGCAAUUCAACAAGCAGAGUGCGUCCCUACAAGCACAGAUCUCUACUGAUGCUGGAGCCGCCAGUUCCGCCAAGAAUGAGAUAACAGAACUGAAACGUACCCUGCAAGCCCUGGAAAUUGAGCUUCAGUCCCAACUGGCCAUGAAAAGUUCCCUGGAAGGCACUCUGGCUGACACAGAAGCUGGCUAUGUGGCUCAAUUGUCAGAAAUUCAGAUGCAGAUCAGCAGCCUGGAGGAGCAGAUCUGCCAGAUCCGGGGUGAGACCGAAUGCCAGAACACAGAAUAUGAGCAACUGCUGGACAUCAAGACCCGCCUGGAGCUGGAGAUUGAGACCUACCGCCGCCUGCUCGAUGGAGAAGGAGGUGGUUCUAGUUUUGGAGGAUCUGAUUAUAAAAACUCAGGAUCCAGAAACAUAGGAUCCAGGGAUUCAUUACCAGGUGACUCAAGAUCUGGAAGCUCUUCUGGUCAAGGAAGAGAUCCCAACAAGACAAGAGUCACUAAGACCAUCAUAGAAGAGGUGGUGGAUGGCAAAGUCGUCUCAUCUCAAGUCAGCAGUAUUUCAGAGGUGAAAAUAAAAUAAGCAGUUUCCAGGUCAACAGGAGUGCCUGUCAAAGAAAAAAAAUCAAGAAAGACGCAAGCGAAGAUAUCACAUCAUUCUAGUAAUCAUCUAGUCUUUCUGAAUAUCUCCAUGGAAACACGUCAGUCUAAAAAUAGAUGACUAGCCAAUUUUUCUGCAUCCUCUCAUUUCUUUAUUAGAAUGCUCUCAAAAGUUGAAAUGACAGCCCUGCUCUAAUUGCUUCUGUGCUUCAAUAAACUUAC